This is a messenger RNA of Theobroma cacao (cacao), 1035 nucleotides long. RefSeq names its product Haloacid dehalogenase-like hydrolase (HAD) superfamily protein. The record is from RefSeq and is a predicted model, not a curated record. Lineage: Eukaryota; Viridiplantae; Streptophyta; Magnoliopsida; Malvales; Malvaceae.
CCCCAAUCGCAAUUUGUGAGGGCCAAUUUGUUGCCGUUUCUUGAUUCCGUGGUACAUUCCUUCUCUCAAAUUUGAUGCUUUACAUGCAUCACCACAUUCACUUCGAUCUCCAACUCAAAACCCAUCACUAAGAAACCAGAUUUUGCGGAACAAAAUUCAUUGCCAAUGACGACUGGUGAAAAUUCUGUGCAGAGCAAGAAAUCAAUUCCUGAUCUUGCUCCGUUGGAAGCAGUACUGUUUGAUGUUGAUGGAACUUUAUGUGAUUCGGAUCCUCUCCACCACUAUGCCUUUCGUGAAAUGCUCCAAGAGAUUGGUUUCAAUAAUGGAGUUCCAAUAGAUGAAGAAUUCUUUGUCGAAAAUAUUGCUGGGAAGCACAACCACGAUAUUGCUAUGCGUCUCUUCCCUGAUGAUAUACCAAGGGGCGCAAAGUUCUUGGAAGAUAAGGAAGCAAUGUUUCGGAGGUUGGCCUCAGAAAACUUACCACCUAUAAAGGGCCUGUACAAAUUAACGAAAUGGAUUGAAGAGCGUGGGUUAAAGCGAGCAGCUGUUACUAAUGCUCCGAAACAGAAUGCUGAAAUGAUGAUCUCGAAACUUGGCCUCAAAGCUUUUUUUGAUGUUGUUAUUCUAGGAAGUGAUUGUGAGCGAGCCAAACCAUACCCAGACCCUUACUUGAAGGCACUCGAAGUGCUCAAGGUGUCAAAGGAUCAUACAUUUGUAUGCGAGGACUCUGUUUCAGGGAUAAAAGCAGGAGUUGCAGCUGGGAUGCCUGUUGUGGGCUUAGCUACUAGAAAUCCAGAAAAUCUACUAAUGGAAGCAGAUCCUACUUUUCUCGUAAAGGAUUAUGAGGAUCCAAAGUUAUGGGCGGCUUUGGAGGAGCUUGAUAAGAAGGGAGGAUCUUUGAAAACAGCAGCUUGAAAUCCAACGCAAUUCGGAAACUCCAACAUUCUUGAAUAAUAAUUUUUUAGGGAAGUCUCAAGCUCUGUUUAUACUCAAGAUAAUUUCCAGUCAAUAAUGAGAUUAAUUACUUUCAUUUCC